Caenorhabditis briggsae is the source of this 1020-nucleotide messenger RNA. RefSeq names its product Protein CBR-STR-123 (gene Cbr-str-123). Bases 1 to 1020 code for a protein of 339 amino acids. The transcript has 7 exons. The record is from RefSeq and is a predicted model, not a curated record. Gene Ontology annotation, biological process: G protein-coupled receptor signaling pathway; olfactory behavior. NCBI's taxonomy places the organism in Eukaryota, Metazoa, Nematoda, Chromadorea, Rhabditida, Rhabditidae. Gene Ontology annotation, molecular function: G protein-coupled olfactory receptor activity.
AUGGAACAAAUUGUGGAAUCUCUUCAAUAUUUUGGAUUUUUGGGGUCCCUGGUUCUAAAUUCAUUUCUAUUGUUUUUACUGCACACUCGAGCUCACAGAAAUUUUGGAAAAUAUCGUAUUCUAAUGAUAGUUUUCUGCCUAUUCGCUAUUGUGUAUUCACUUGUGGAGGUGCUAACGUUACCUGUGAUGUUUGUCAAAGGAAGAUCACUGUGCGUUUGCUCUAACGGACCAUUAAGAUUGUAUCGUCCAAUUGGAGUCCCAUUGACAUCGAUCUACUGUGGUUCCUUCGGGAUGUGCAUUUCACUUUUAACACUUCAUUUCUUCUACAGAUAUGUUGCAGUUUGCAAACCAGACAAGAUGCGUUACUUUAAUGGGAAACAUAUUUUCCUCACAUUUUCACCGUCAUUGUUUAUAUUUGUCACGUGGUCCAUGACAACUUAUUGGCCAAUGGCACCCGACGAGAUGAGAGAGAUUCAUUAUCAUGACGUCUUGAUGAAAACUUUUCAAACAAAUUCUUUUGAAGCAUCGUUUGUGGCAAUGAUGUUCCAGGAUCCUCAAACUAGUACAUGGUUACCAUCUCAAUUACUUUCCUGUGCCUACAUGAGCUUUCUAAUGAGCGUAUGCUUUUCUGUGAUUGUUUUUUGUGGAUAUCAAGCUUUGAAACAAAUGAGAAGCCACGCAUCUCACAUGAGCUCAAAAACAAAAGAGCUCAACAAGCAGCUAUUUAUGACUCUUGGCAUUCAGACAUUACUACCAGUUUUCACAAUGUAUAUACCAGUGGGAUGCCUAAUGAUUUUACCCAUGUUUGGAAUAGAAUUAGGAGCAGCUGCCAACAACGCUGCAGCCUUCCUUGGCCUGUACCCCGCUCUGGAUCCAUUAGUUGCAAUUUUGUUAAUCAAGGAUUUUCGAAAUUUUGUUUUCUGCAAAUCUGUUACAAGUACCUAUGCAUCUGCAGUUUCUAACACAGCUCCACCUUCAAAGAUUUUGCAAGCUUCGAGAAACCAAAGUCAAAAUAAAUAA